AUGGAUGUCAACUUCGUCGCCGGGCUCACCGCCGGCGCCGCCACCACCGUGGUCAACCAUCCCCUCGAUGUGGUCAAGGUGAAGCUCCAGCUCCACCGCCAGCCGCUCCGCCACCUCCUCUCACUGCUUUCGUGGGCCGACUAUACCCGCGGCAUCGUCCCCAACCUAGUGGGCAACGUCGCCGCCUGGGGGAUGUAUUUUGGCGUUUACGAGUACCUUAAGCCCGUCACCAAACAGUAUACGCCCCUGGAUACCGCGUCGUACGUGGUGCUGCUGACUAUAGCCGGGGUUUCCACCCUGGUGGUCACUAACCCGAUAUGGGUGAUCAAAACCCGAAUGCUUGGGGGUGAUCGACAUCGACACAUGUUGGGAUUAAUCAAAGACAUGGUGGUCAACGAAGGGGUGCUUUCUUUGUGGAAAGGGUUGGUGCCACUGCUAUUUCUGGUGGGGCAAGCGCUGCUCCAGUUUACCAUCUAUGACCACGGGAAAAAAUGGGUCCAACGACAACACCACCGCCUGCAAAACACUACCUACGAACACGUCUACUUGCUGGCCGGUUCUAAAGUGGCAGCAAUGACGAUUAUGUACCCGGCCCAAGUGGUUAAGCUGAGACUCCAGUACCAGAAAGUGACGACGCUGAUGAUGCAAGUGGUAAAGCAAGUGGCCGCCGAGAGAGCAUUUUAUCUGGGGUUAAGUGCUAAUCUUGUCCGGGUGGUGCCGGCGACCACGGUGACGUUUGUAGUGUUUGAGCUGGUGAAGAAAUGGCUUGAGCCUAAGAUGGAGAAGAUUUAA
Messenger RNA from Diutina rugosa, 792 nucleotides. Its product is annotated as flavin adenine dinucleotide transporter. Gene Ontology annotation, biological process: folate import into mitochondrion; nucleotide transport. Bases 1 to 792 code for a protein of 263 amino acids. Gene Ontology annotation, molecular function: FAD transmembrane transporter activity; folic acid transmembrane transporter activity. The transcript has a single exon. The record is from RefSeq and is a predicted model, not a curated record. Gene Ontology annotation, cellular component: mitochondrion. NCBI's taxonomy places the organism in Eukaryota, Fungi, Ascomycota, Pichiomycetes, Serinales, Debaryomycetaceae.